AUGAUAGAUUUAUCUAAUUCAAUUGUGGAAUCACAGGCAAAUUUUGCAUUGAAAACGUUAGUUAAACUAUCAAAUGUGAAUGAAUCAUUAGUUGUAUCUCCAUUUUCAUUGACGUUAGCUUUAACGUUAUGUUUUAUUGGUUCUAAAGGAAAAACAAAUAAUGAUAUAAACAAAUUACUAUUUCCAGGAAUUAAUGAAAAUGAAUUUGUCAAUUAUCUACAAACUACCGCUGAUGACAUUAAAGAACUUUCUGAAAGUUAUACAACCGUUUAUUUAGGUAAUAAAAUGUAUCUAAAAAAAAAUUUAAAGAUAAAUAAUGAUUAUAAAGAAAAGAUCAAAAAAUACUUUAAAUCAGAUAUUGAAAAUAUAGAUUUUACUAAUGCUAAUGAUUCUACAAAAAUUAUAAAUGAGUAUAUUUCUAAUUCAACAAAUGGUAGAAUAAAAAAUUUUAUUUCAUCUAAAGAUUUUACAUCAAAAAUUGAUUCAAUAAUAGCAAGUUCAAUUACAUUUCAAAGUUCAUGGAAAGAAAGAUUUAAAAAAAAUUAA
Molecule: messenger RNA, 546 nt
Organism: Strongyloides ratti
Lineage: Eukaryota; Metazoa; Nematoda; Chromadorea; Rhabditida; Strongyloididae
Product: Serpin domain-containing protein
Exons: 2
Coding region: 1-546 (181 amino acids)
Molecular function (GO): serine-type endopeptidase inhibitor activity
Source: RefSeq, a predicted model, not a curated record